This is a messenger RNA of Motacilla alba alba, 2685 nucleotides long. RefSeq names its product ALG9 alpha-1,2-mannosyltransferase (gene ALG9). The transcript is spliced from 15 exons. Lineage: Eukaryota; Metazoa; Chordata; Aves; Passeriformes; Motacillidae. Gene Ontology annotation, molecular function: alpha-1,2-mannosyltransferase activity. Gene Ontology annotation, biological process: protein N-linked glycosylation. Bases 59 to 1858 code for a protein of 599 amino acids. Gene Ontology annotation, cellular component: endoplasmic reticulum membrane. The record is from RefSeq and is a predicted model, not a curated record.
CCGCAGCUGCUCGGGCCGGGCCGCGGCGGCCGGCGGGCGCUGCCUGCCCGUACCCGCCAUGGCCGCCAAGGGGGCCCGGCAGCGGCCGCGGGCGGGCGGCGGGGACGCGGCGGGGCGGCGGCCCGAGCCCGCGGGCAGCGAGGAGCCGCGGAACGAAUCAUCCGGGAGCAAAGCAGGGCACGUCUGGGCCCCUGAAGGAUCAACAGCUUUCAAGUGUCUCAUCUCGGCCAGGUUCUGUGCAGCGCUGCUGAGCAACAUCUCGGAUUGUGACGAGACCUUUAACUACUGGGAGCCGACACACUACCUCAUUUAUGGGAAGGGGUUUCAGACCUGGGAGUACUCUCCUGCCUACGCCAUCCGCUCCUAUGCUUACCUGUGGCUCCAUGCCUUGCCUGCCUGGUUCCAUGCCAGGGUUCUGCAAACCAACAAGGUUCUCAUCUUCUAUUUCCUGCGAUGCUUCCUGGCCUUCCUGAGCUGCGUUUGUGAACUCUACUUCUACAAGGCUGUGUGCAAGAAGUUUGGGCUGCACGUGAGCAGGCUGAUGUUGGCCUUCCUGGUGCUCAGCACGGGGAUGUUCUGUGCUUCUGCAGCUUUCCUGCCCAGCAGUUUCUGCAUGUACACCACGGUGGUGGCCAUGACGGGCUGGUACAUGGACAGGACCUCGGUGGCAGUGCUGGGGGUGGCUGCUGGAGCCCUGCUGGGCUGGCCCUUCAGCGCAGCUCUGGGGCUUCCUAUUGCCUUUGACUUGUUGAUCCUGAAGAAGAGGUGGAAAAGUUUCCUGAAUUGGUGUGUGGUGUCCUUGAUCCUGUUUUUGGUGCCCUUGGUGGUGGUGGACAGCUAUUACUAUGGGAAGCUGGUGGUGGCACCUCUCAACAUCGUUUUGUACAACGUCUUCACCCCCCACGGGCCUGAUCUCUACGGUACAGAACCCUGGUACUUCUAUUUCAUCAAUGGCUUUCUGAAUUUCAAUGUGGUUUUUGUGCUGGCCCUGCUCGUGCUGCCUCUGACCUGUCUGAUGGAGUGCCUGCUGCAGAAAUUCCGUGUCCAGAAUCUGGGCCGUCCCUACUGGCUGACCCUGGCUCCCAUGUACAUCUGGAUCCUGAUCUUCUUCAGCCAGCCCCACAAAGAAGAGAGAUUCCUCUUCCCCAUCUACCCCCUCAUCUGUCUCUCUGGCGCCGUGGCUCUCUCUGCUCUUCAGAAAUGUUACCACUUCAUCUUCCAGCGCUACCGCCUGGAGCACUACACAGUGUCCUCCAACUGGCUGGCCCUGGGGACAGUCUUCCUCUUUGGCCUUUUGUCCCUGUCACGCUCUGUUGCCUUAUUCAAAGGCUACCACGGCCCUCUGGACCUGUACCCCGAGUUGCACAGGAUUGCCACUGACCCCAGCAUCCACACGGUGCCAGAGGGCAGGCCCGUGCACGUCUGUGUGGGCAAGGAGUGGCACAGGUUCCCCAGCAGCUUCCUGCUGCCCGACAACUGGCAGCUCCAGUUCAUCCUGUCCGAAUUCCGGGGCCAGCUGCCCAAACCCUUUGCCAAGGGCCCCUUGGCCACCAGGAUCAUUCCCACGGACAUGAACGACCAGAACAAGGAGGAGCCAUCUCGCUAUAUUGACAUCUCCAAAUGCCACUACCUGGUGGACUUGGACACAGCGAGAGAGACCCCCAGGGAGCCAAGGUACUCCUCCAACAGAGAGGAGUGGGUGACCAUUGCCUACAAGCCAUUCCUUGAUGCUUCCAGGUCCUCGCGGCUGCUGCGGGCGUUCUACAUCCCCCUGCUGUCGGAGCAGCACACGAGCUACGCCAACUACACCAUCCUGAAACCGCGCAGGAGGCAGCCCCGGAGGAAGAUGGGGGGCUAGGAACGCACCUGGGCCGGCCAAAAAACCCACCCAAAGCGUCUGCUGGCACUCCUGGGCAGCCCCCCGAGCCCUGCGUGGAGGAUGGGGCUGGGAGCAUCCCCCGAGGAGCUCUGGCAGCCUCUGCUCCUCUGCCAGCCUCUGCUCUGCCUCAAGCCCUUGGAAAAUCCAGCGGGCGCCUGCGGAUGGGUGAUCCCUGCUGCUCCCCGAGAAGAGAAAAACGGAAAAUAAAGCGGGGUGGCAUCGUGAGGUUCUGCUGCAAAUGUGGGAAAACCCAGCUCAAAUUCUCCCUGCCUCUCCCCCGCGCACCCCUCUGCUCUCCUCUCCUGCUGUCUUUCACCCAGGGAAGCUUUUUUCAGGUGACAAAGCUUCGGAAUUUUCCUUUUUCAAGGGGAAAAGGAGGAAGAACACCUGACUGACCAUGAACUGGAAUGUGCUGAACCUCCAGGAACGAACCAUCGUGCACCACAGAGGAGCAGCCAAAGCUGCUCUGUCCAGGAGACGUUUCCAGGGAUAAACCUGUGCUUUUGGGAGGAAAGAAUCAAGCUGGGACAAUUAUGUGUUUAAUGGGAUCAGUGUUUGUGUUAUCUGUGAAGCCAAGUGUCUGUUUGCUAUUUAUAAUGAUUUUUUUCAAGAUCCUUUGACUUCUAGACUUCAGCAUCUUAAAAAUUCUGGAAUCAUCCAGAGAGGAGAAGGAUGAAUCCUAUUUUUUUUUUUUCUUUCUGCAGUUCUGUUUCCCAGAAUAGCCAGGAUGUGUUACGUGGGUCCAGCACGCCUCAGAGCAGUGCUGUGCUUGUUACAUUUCCAUUUUUAAAUGUGCAGCAUCACCA